UGGACCUUCCCGGAUGGCAACGGCCGGCGGACCAACGAGGAAGCCCUUCAGCGGGCCGUGGCUGGUAGCAGGCGGGGGCCUGCGGAAUACCGCCCGGUUCUGCUGGAGGGCUGAGGAGGAGGUGGGCACCUUCCCCGACCGGCUGGCCUUCAUCCGGGAGGUGGCCUUUGAAGCACUGGGCCUUCGUAUGGAAGAUAUUCUUUGCAUACAGCGGAAUGGCCCCUUCCAAUUCUUUGAGGUCACCUUGUCCACCGAUGACAGCUACAGCAAGGUCCUGGAGCGGAGCAAGGCGGGGGCCCAGCACCCUCUCCUUAGACGGUAUACCAUCGAGCCUCUGUGGUGGCCCGACAAGCGGCCUCCCUUCUGCCGGCAGUGCCACAGCUUUGGACACACCCUGGAGGGAUGCGCUAACCUGCGCUGCCGCAACUGCCUGGAGUCGGGGCACAUGGCCAGGGACUGCAAGGGCCCCCGUCGCUGCAUUCACUGCAACGGCGAGGACCAUCUGGCUCGUUCCUGCCCACAGAAAAAGACUACAUAUGCCGACGCUCUGUCGGGUAACAGAGCAGUCGGCACGGAGAAUGGUGGGGGAGCUCUAGCCCCCACGACUGGGCAGGAACAGCCGGCGACGGGGGCAGGAGGAGAAGCCCUGGUCGAGGUGGAGGAGGCCCCUUCGAGUGCGACACCAAUGCAGGAGGGGUCUCCGAACAAGGUGGAGCAGCUCGCCCUGGCUCCAGGCGUCAGCAGCAGGCGAAAGAAGAGCGGUGCAUCCCCCCGGGGGAGGAAGAAGAGCAGAAGGGAGGCGCAACCCGACGCAUCCAGCCCUCCGGCUGCCGACAGUGUCCCCCCUCCCUGAUGUUAGAGGCCCCCCGUCUGGUGUGGGACUUGGGACAGUCCCCCGCACCCCCCCAGGAGUACAGCGGUCAACAGGACACUGCUAAUGAACAGGAGUACCUGGGGGGGCUGAAAUUGGGGGACCUUUUGAGGUUGACUGAGGAGGGGGGGCAGUAGGACAGUAUUGUUUUUAAUGGCUGGCUUUUAUUAUUUUAGUUUGUUGUUUUUAAUUGUAUUUUAUUAUUUUAACAUUCUAUGGCCAAUUUUAAUAUUGUCACCUUGAAUGUAAGGGGUUUGAGGAACGUUUUUAAAACGUACAUCUGUUUUUAACCAGCUGGCAUCUUCUCCCUUCAGCAUUUGUUUUCUGCAGGAAGUCCACCUCCGGGACCAGCGGGACGAGGCUCUCUUUUCACGACAGUGGAAGAGGGGUAGAUCCUACUGGAGCGUAGGUGGCGUCCACUCCUCAGGCAUCGGGAUCCUUUUUGGCGACCGCGCCUUU
Messenger RNA from Brienomyrus brachyistius, 1330 nucleotides. RefSeq lists its product as uncharacterized. NCBI's taxonomy places the organism in Eukaryota, Metazoa, Chordata, Actinopteri, Osteoglossiformes, Mormyridae. The transcript has 2 exons. The record is from RefSeq and is a predicted model, not a curated record. Gene Ontology annotation, molecular function: nucleic acid binding; zinc ion binding. The coding region runs from base 14 to 853 and encodes 279 amino acids.